AUAAUCAUAACAUUACUAAUUGUGUAGAAGUACAAUUAGGUACAAGAAAAAUUAUUAGGAAGUUAUAAACAUAUAUACAUAGUGGAAAGGGAAAAAAGUUACAUAACAAAAUCCUAUUGAUGUGUUCAUGAAGGAUAAUGCUUUGUUGUGCAGAGUUGCAGUGUUGUGCACAAGCCUGUAAUUCAGAAUGCGGAAGGACACAUUUGCUGAAUUACAAAGUUGAGUAAUAGUUUACCGACCAAGUAGAAUAAAAAAAUAGAUCGUCUUCUGUAAGAGCACAUACAUGUAGCUCUGCUGUCAACCAUAUGUCGUAGAAAUUCACGAUGUUGUACCACCAUUGAUCUCGAAUGCUGGCAGUGACCAGGCAAGUGCAGGAGGCGUGAACAAAUACAUUCGUGAAGGGUUUUUGACACAAUAAGCAAACGUGUAGUACGUUGUGUUUCCGGAUAUUUGAGACUAUAAAUGGGUUCUCUCGUCAAUUUGAAAAUCGUUCUGGUCUUGACAUCAUUGUGUGCUAUGACGUCAUCAUCUCGAUACGAACUCCGCAAAAAUCUUCUACAAAACUAUGAAAAAGGAAUGUGGCCAAACGAUACCGCAACGGUUGUUGCACUUGACUUCAACGCUUACCGCUUAAUAGAAUUCGACGAUAAACAUGGGAAAUUUUCAAUAAGUGGGUACCUUGAGGUUCAAUGGGAAGAUCCAAGGAUUGCCAAAAACUGGAAUCGUUCAGUACAUAAGUCACCAGAGAUUCAAACCAUGUACUUCAGCGAAUCAGAAGUUUGGACACCGAAUAUUCUUCAAGUGAAUCCACACAGCCGAUUUGAUGUUGAAAAAAUGUACGAAAAAUCGGUUAUGUUUUUAUCGAAUGGAUCAGCAAUGAUGUUGAUAGGAGAUAUAUUUACAUCGGAAUGCAAAGCAGAUUCCACUUAUUUCCCUUACGACACUCAAAACUGCUCCAUUGAGCUGGUAGUCUAUGGGCAUUAUUUGGAGGAGGUUGUUCUGAUUCCACUACAGACCAAAGUUAACAUGGAUUUUUAUGAGAGAAACAACCUCUGGGACAUGAAAGACACUAGAAUCAGAACUAUCGUCCGUAGCAAAUUGGGAGUGUUAUCGCUGUCAUCUCUUAACUUUGAAUUUGAAAUUCGACGCCGUCCUGUAUACUAUGAACUCUUUCUGAUCAUGCCGAUAAUUCUGAUGGAAAUUCUGCAGCUUUUCAGUUUUAUGCUGCCGUGGGACAGUGGCGAGAGGUGCAGUUUUUCUGUCACUGUCCUCCUUUCCAUAGCUAUAUAUCUAACCAUAGUCACAGAUCAAAUUCCAAAAUCUUCAGAACCGAACAUUUCUAUCUUGGCAAAAAAGAUUUUCACGGAUCUUUGCAUCGGGUGUGUUGUACAAAUAUUUGUCAUCAUCAGUCUGUAUACCUACAAUCUAAGUCAACUCAGGAACCAGAAUAUUCCUAAAACAUGUUGUCGGGGUCUGCUGACUUGGGCGCAGAAAAAGGACUGGGUAUUCAUAGGGCAUUGGCUGGAUGUGAUGUUUGUUGUUUUAGCAAUUGUUGCUAUUUUGGUGUCCAGUUCAUACCUACUGAAUGACCUGUUCUCUGGGAUUACGAUAUAAAUUGAUUGUUUGUUUUACGUCCCAUCGAGAAUUUUUCACUCCUAUUGGAGACAUCACCAGCUGUAAGUGAAGUACCACAAAUUUAGACCUAUGGUUAUUGCUCAGGGUCAUAGUAGUGAGGGUUCGUUAUCGUGCCAACACCUGUCGUGACACGGGACCUUAGGUUUUAAGGUCAUAUCCGAAAGUUCCGUGAAUCUCACUUCUAAAUGCCGAGCGUUUGGCGAAAGACUUAGAGCAUAUCACUACCUAUGUUAACGUCUUAGGUUUGACGCGGCCAUGGCAUGAGCAGGUCUCGAACUCACGACCUCCCGGUUAUGAAGCGAACGCUCUACCACUGAGAUACCGCGAUCGGUUGAUUACGAAAUUUAAAAAAAAUAUGAUUACAAAAUAAAAAAUUUAUUCAUGGGACCCAACGAUUUAUCGUGUCCGUUUGUAAUCCACUAAUCACAGACAAUUGCAUCGCCUGGGGGUCGAAUUUACUAUAUAUAUACUCUCUAUAAUGUAAAUUCGACCCCCAAGCGAUGCAAUUGCCUGUGCCACUAAUAUGAUAAUUCAGUACUCAACAAUGCGCAUACAAAUUUUCGUUUUAGAGAGAUUUAUGGUCCAAAAAUUUCUGUUUAGUCUCCUGUACUGACUAUCGGAAUAUAGUGUGACUUUUGCUCGAACAAAUCUUUCUACGUUUUUAAUUGCUCGUCUAUAAUUCAUUAUACCCUGAAGAUGUAAAUAAUAAGCAUUUCACACUGAAAGCGAUUAAAAACCUUUAUCGAUGAGAACGAUGAGUAACACUAAAUUUUGACGAGCAUGAUAACUCUUGAUCAAACUCUACAUUUCAGCCUUAACAUUAAAUUUGAGUCAUUCAGGCUGCUGGUUGACCGAUUUCAUUUCAAAUGAGGAAUAUUUUAAAAACACUAUGCCGAGAUGCAAUGGUACCUAGAAGCACCGCCGCAAGCUACGCCUAUUGUCUCCGUUUACACAACGUCAAAUGCCGUGUUUAAUUCUCGACUUCAUGAAUAUUGUGUUCAUUAGUCAAGCAAUCAGUGAGCUUCUAUGAUUUCGGGGGGGGGGGGGGUGAAAAUAAAAUAAAUGGGAGGUCAUUGCAUGCUCGUAGCGGAACAAUCCGAGAAUUGCUGAGUGAGAACAACUGGACACCUUUUAGCUGUUGUAAACAAUGGACACUUCUUUGUUGCUUCAUCGGUGUAAUACCAUAUGAUAUGCGUAACCACGCCGCUCUCUUUAAAUAACUGUCUGAUCAACUCUAGUCUUUCCGAAUUCAAGACUUCCACUUUACUCCGAAUUUCCUCAUCAAGUUUGAGAAUACGAUUAAGUUUAUUAACACAGAAUUUAAAAGCAUAACCACUGCUGUUAAUGCCAAUUUCAUUUAACAAAUACUUAUGACCUUUCCUUGGUUCUGUAAACGGGGAUUUGUAGCCUUUUUUGUAAACAAAUACUGCACGUUUUAGUUAUUCUAGUACAUUAAAAUAUCGGAAAUCUAUUCUUGAGACUGUGAUUGUCAUUUCAGAAAUAUUCAUGAAAAUUGAGGGUUUCUUUGAUCAUGCAGCCACGGAGCGGUUUGAGGUAGGGUAUAUACUAGCGAACUCAGUAACCGUGGCUAGCGACUAUGUAGUAGAAGCCCUCAUUUUUAAAAUUUGUGUAACAUCAUUUGCAAAGGGUAUAAAGCUUACUUGUGUUUACCACACUCGUCACGGACAGUCAGCUCUGCUUCUUUCCGGUGAAAAUAUGACAAACAACCGCUGAUUAAUUUGCGCGGGAUGACCUAAUUGUAUAUUGAUUGACGGGGUUUCGAAAAAUAGAAUUACUGUACUUGUAUAUUGUGAAAAUUAGUCAUCUGUUGAAGUGUUCUACAAAAUUCAUAUUGUGUG
Molecule: messenger RNA, 3494 nt
Organism: Ostrea edulis (European flat oyster)
Lineage: Eukaryota; Metazoa; Mollusca; Bivalvia; Ostreida; Ostreidae
Product: ligand-gated ion channel 4-like
Exons: 2
Coding region: 463-1614 (383 amino acids)
Biological process (GO): nervous system process; regulation of membrane potential; signal transduction
Cellular component (GO): synapse; membrane; neuron projection
Molecular function (GO): extracellular ligand-gated monoatomic ion channel activity; neurotransmitter receptor activity; transmembrane signaling receptor activity
Source: RefSeq, a predicted model, not a curated record